This is a messenger RNA of Candoia aspera, 2559 nucleotides long. RefSeq names its product ligand dependent nuclear receptor interacting factor 1 (gene LRIF1). Lineage: Eukaryota; Metazoa; Chordata; Lepidosauria; Squamata; Candoiidae. The record is from RefSeq and is a predicted model, not a curated record. The coding region runs from base 152 to 2419 and encodes 755 amino acids. The transcript is spliced from 4 exons. Gene Ontology annotation, molecular function: nuclear retinoic acid receptor binding. Gene Ontology annotation, biological process: regulation of DNA-templated transcription.
CCCGAAAAGAAGAGAGUAGCCUUACUAGGAUUUCCCCACGCUCGGAAAUAGGUCAAGCGAGUGGAUUUAAGAGUUAUCCCUUGGCAAAGGAGUUGUCGUUUCUGAUCGGGGUAACUCUUUCAGGAUUUGGUCCUGGAGUUCCCCGGUUGCGAUGUCCGAGAUGGAACUGGGGGCAGUUCAGAAUGGAGACGGGGAGGAGGGCCCUGCAGCUGCCACCCCGUCUUAUAUUACAGGUCGUAUACAUCAAGCAGUGACUGGGCUAGAUGGAAAAAUUUUUUUGAAAUUGCUUCCAGCUUCUAAACCUUUAGAUAAUUUGAAGCCUCUGGGUCAGUUUCCAGUCAUGUCUCAUGCUGUUAAAGGAAAUGUUUCAGUAUCUCAUGAUAAUGUGAAGACUUUGUUUACAAGUACUACUUCAUCUCCUGCUGCUAAAAUCUCUGCAUUAAAGACAGUUAUGUCCCAACCAUUAAUUUUACCAAAGCCUUUAAAUCAACUAGAAAAAGUUAAUGUAGCUUCUGUUGUAAAAGAAAAUCCAACUACAUCAACAGUUUCUGGCAUUCAGAGUAGUUAUUCAACUGAUAGAUCAUCCUUGCAGAAAGUUGAUGCUCCAGUUUGUUCAGACAUGAGCUAUACAGAUAUGACAAUUGUGAAGACAAAACAUACUCCACUUUCUGGGAAAUCGCCAACGUUGCUUUCUGGACAUCACCUCCAAAUACCACCUCAUGCCAAAGUUAAAUAUUUUCCAGCUUCUUUUUUGCCACCAGUAAUUCAGCAGAAAAUCCUGGCUGCAGCUACAGCCUCAAAUACUUCAGGGACAGGGGAAGUUAAAAACGCACCAACCGUUAUUUAUGUAUCACCAGUAAAUGCAGUGAAAAUGCCUGCUUCGCAAUCAUUGCAAAAUAUAUGUCCAAAACCGGUGGCAGAAGUAUCAAAUUCUUUAAUACUGGCAACACCACAAAAAGCUGUCAAUCGCUCUGCUGUAGAAGUAUCAACAUCUGACAGUAUGAAAAACCAGACAUCUCCUAUGAAAUGGGUUGUUCAUGAAAAUCCACAGUCAUCAGCAUCUUGCCUUGUCCCUGUAAAAUCAUCUAAUUACAUGGCAUCUAAGAUCUUAAAAACAUUGGCUGAUAUAAAAAAUGUCAAAAGCAAUUCUACCAGUCUUCUGCCUACUUGUUCUAACAACGAAAGCCAUGCAAAAAUUACCUCUAUGAAAGACAAUGCUCUAGUAAUGUACAGUGGGAAGGUAUAUUUACUGACUAGAAAAGAGGGUAAUAUUUUAUCAACACCCAAGCAUAGCAAACAAGAAAGCACAAAUAUCAGAAACCAAACAUCAGAAUUAAUUAGUUCAGCUACAGAUAGUACAAUAGCCAAUCAGGUUGUCAAUCUUGUACUAUCAAAAAACAAAGGGAUUGCAUCUAAUGUGAAAGAACCUAAAUCCAGUGAUAAUAUGUUACCUUAUCUAGAAUCUGAAGUGAGGAAGGUUUUAAAAGCAGAAUCAACACCUGCCUCGCCACAUGACAAUCUGCAAAUAAGCAGCACCAGCCAACAUGAAGCCGUGUCCUCAUGGCAGACUGUUUCAGUUGGGAUAAAUGUUGCUCAGAAAUGCGUCACAAAAGAAAACACAGAUAGUAUUACACAGAAAGCUCUUUCUUCUAAAGCCACUGCUGAUGCUACAUUGCCAGUUGUGGUACAUCAUGCAGUUAAAGAGGAAGAGCAGCAGGUUGAAAUAACUUCUUCAGAGAUGCCUAUUCAGAUGAAACAUAAGCAAAAGCAACAGAACAAACAGUAUCUUCAGCUGAGAAAGAAAUUUGGUCUCUUCAAAGAAGAGAGAGUAUAUCUUAGGAGAAUUUUUUUACCAGUUCCUUCUAAAAGUUCAGAAGCAUCUGUAUUUUCCAGCAGUGUACAAAUUAAUUAUAUUAGUAAUUUGAUGCCUAUGCCUAUGAAAAGUGAAUCUGGAAAAGAAGAAAGGAUAAUUGGGAAACAGGGAGAAGAGUUGAGUAUAAAGAGGAAGACAAAAGUAAUACCAGUUUUAGAAAAUCCAAAGAGGAGAAAAAAUGAUGUUACAACAGUGCUGAACUCAAAGUUAGAGUGUAAUGACUCUUAUUCAGUAAUGGAAAACUUGAGUAAUUCUUGCACACAGGACUUAGCAGAACAAGAACAAUCUUCUAGUUUUCAGCUGUGUUCUCAUAAAGUCACAAAUCCUUGUGAUCACAACAAUGAAGAGAACAGUGUUUUGAAUCCUACUUCAUAUUGCCAUGAAACUGCUCUCAAUGAGGGUUCUUUCAAAAAGGAUCAUUUUUCUUUCAGCCACCCAGACUUGGAAGAGGCAAUAAAAGAUGAGAAAAUAACAAGGCUUAAACUGUUGCUGAGGGAACAAGAGGCAGCCUUGGAGGUGAUUCGAAAAAAAAUGCAUAAAUCUUAAAAAAACUAGGCCUUCUCAGAGUUCACUUUCAACUACUUUGCUUCUGCAACUUGCUGAAACAUUGCCUAUUGCCGUUCAUGUUUAACUUAUCAUAAAUGUAAUUUUCCUGAUGUUUUUGUUGUUUUGUUGUUUAUUUGUCC